Brienomyrus brachyistius is the source of this 1278-nucleotide messenger RNA. RefSeq names its product RIB43A domain with coiled-coils 2 (gene ribc2). The record is from RefSeq and is a predicted model, not a curated record. Bases 21 to 1187 code for a protein of 388 amino acids. The transcript is spliced from 7 exons. Lineage: Eukaryota; Metazoa; Chordata; Actinopteri; Osteoglossiformes; Mormyridae.
CUUGUAUCCUAGCAACCGUAAUGUUUCCUGCGGCGGUGCGGUGGACCGACGGCGAGCCAGCGGCUGUCACCGCGGUCCGGGCGGGUACGAUGCGUGGGAGCGAGCUUCUGUUGGACCGGGUGGAGGCCGUCAGCCUCGCCCGGAAAAGGGAUCGGGAGACCCAAAGGCAGGGCAGGGUCUUCAACGCAAAACUCAGAACAAUUGGGAUUGAUAAAGACGCUUUAGAUUACCAGGUGAGAGAACGGAAAGAACAGGAGAGGAAAGAAGCGGACACACAGAGAUCAUAUGCUGCUGAUCUGCUUCGCAGUGACCGAAUCAGCUGCCUACUGGAGCAGAGACAGCAGAAAGAGCAGCGGCGCCUAGAGGGCGCUAUUCUGCAGUUCCGACGUGACUUCCAGCAGCCCGAGAACCGGCGCGAGUUCGACCUGAACGACCCGGCCCUGCUGAGGAAGCAGCGGGGGGGUCUGGUGCUGCCCGGGCUGGUUGGGGAGGAUCCGGGCAGUGCCGAGCGUCACCGCAGGCAGCAGGAGCAGAUGCGGGAUUGGUCGCUGCAGCAACGGCGCGAGCUGGAAUCGGCGAAGUACCAGCAGCGGCUGGAAGACCAGCAGUAUGAGGACAGCAGGAUCACACUGGACCGCCGGGCCGUCAAGCUCCAGAAUAUCGAAGCGGAACGCAGGAGAUCGGUUGCCAUGGCCACCAAAGACUUCAACUUAGCCAUGGCGGCGGAAUCCUCUGAGAGGCAACGUCAGGCGCGACUGCAGGAGGAGGCGGCUAACAGAGAGGAGAUCCUGAGCCAGCUGCAGGGGCCGCUGCUGAGCGAGAGCCUGGGGUAUGGCGAGGGCCUGCGUCAUACGCAGCCCAGCAGCUACAAGGGCAUGAGCCAGGAUCAGCUGAGGCUGAUCAGGGAGUACCAGCAGCAGCAGGUGGAGGACAGACAGAGAGCCCAUUUGGAGCAGCGGCGGCGGCAGUUGGAGUGGGAUGGGCGGAGCCAGGCUACCGAGCGCCACGGCCUCCUGCUGGAGAGACAGCAGGCGCGGUUCAGCAGGCAGCUACGCUGUGCCCUGGACCGCACCAACGCCCAGCUGGCCAGCGAGCAGCGAGCGCAGAAGGAGUACCUGGAGAAGGAGGUGUUCACCAACAUUCCUGACAGCCGCUACUUUGCGCAGUUUAACACCACCAGUCGAUAAGAGCGGUGCUGUCGGCUCAGCCUGGUCCCCUCGCUUUUGUCUGCUGCACCGCUGCAGCAAGCGCAAUAAAGACUGCACUAUUCACUAAGAA